GAUGGCCAAGAUGGCUGCCUCCAUGUUGCAGCAGGGGGAAGACGCUUUUAGAAAGUUGUUUAAAUUCUAUAGAAGAAAAAACCCACCUCCUGAUUUCAGUGAUGUCAUAGAUUUUUCUAAACCUGGCAAUCAUUCUAGAAAAGUGUUCAACUGUGAUCUAAAUGCAGCACUAUUAAGUGAUGGAGACGCCUGUAGAGCUGGUCUUCAUCCUGUCUGCAAAUGGAAGGCAUUUGGUCUUGAUGGCUACCCAGGUUUUAUUUUCAUCUCAAACCCGUUCCUUCCUGGUUCACAACGUCACUGGGUGAAACAGUGUCUCAAAGUAUAUCCUCAGAAACCUAACAUCUGCAAUUUAGACAUGCAUAUGUCGCCAACGGACACAGACAAUUUGUGGGAGAAAAGCAGAGAUCAAAUAAGGCAAAAGUGUGCUGCAAAAAGAGAACCUAAAAGUCUGCUGGAGAAGCUUCGCUGGGUGACUAAUGGGUAUCAUUAUAACUGGGACACCAAGAUGUACUCUGCGGAUCACUACACCCCAUUCCCCUCAGACCUGAAUGCUCUGUCUGAAGGAGUUGCAGCAGCUUGUGGCUUCCAAAACUUCAAAGCAGAGGCUGGGAUCCUGAACUACUAUCACUUUGAUUCUUCUCUUGGAAUUCAUGUUGAUGAAUCAGAGCUGGACCACUCUCGGCCACUGUUAUCAUUCAGUUUUGGCCAAUCGGCUGUCUUCCUGCUGGGUGGCUUGAGGAGGGAAGAUCCAGCCACUCCUAUGUUUAUGCACAGUGGAGACAUCAUGGUUAUGUCUGGGUCGAGUCGGCUCCUGUAUCAUGCAGUUCCUAGAAUAGUCUCCAGUCCCGACAAGCAGGCUGUGCCUCAAUGCCUGGUUCAAGAACUUGCAGAUGAUACUCCAGAGGACUCUGUUGUACAAAAUGUUUCUGAAGAGGACUGGGCAGUCUGUGCAAAGUAUAUUCAGACCUCUCGAAUCAAUAUGACUGUGAGACAGGUACUAGGACUGGGAAAGGCUUUCCCAACGGAGCCUGAUAAUGAAAACACUGUUGACAUCCAGCCAGGCGCUUAUCACGAAGGAAGCUCAGACAGUGAAGAAAGUAAAGUUAAACGAAAAAAGCAAUAACUCUGAACAUUGUGGACACUUGAAUUAGGAUAAUAACUUAUCCCAGAGGCCCUGCUUUGAAAUGUUUACUGUUACAUCACAUUAAAUGAUGCCAUGAAAAUUGUCAUCUUGUUACGCAUAAGCACAAGAUUAUUUGUCUCAGAAUGUCAUUCUGACCUGAUGCCAAUGAUCCCAUGUACUUUACAGUCCCUGCAUGAUACAGCAUACUCUCAGAUUGUGGGGGGUCAGUGCUAUCUGGACCACCUAACUAAUGUACAUUGGUUUGAGCUCUUCUGCUUUUGAUUAAGAUCCAUAGUAGUGUGUGAUUUGAGUGGCCAAAUAUUAACUAUGCAUUCCUUUGAACACUCAGUCAUAAUCAUAAGAUAUUCAGUAGUACAAAUAGAAACUUGUUUAUAACAUUAUGCAAAUGUUUUGACGAGAAUCCAGUUUAUUUUUAGUUUUACAGAAUAUUACAUUAUUUCAAACCUAUUCACAUUAUCGAACAUCUUGCUAUAAGCCCUUGGUUUUAAAGGCAUCUUGCGAAGCUGGUCUGUUUCUAGACGAUUACAGUGGACUGCUAAGAUCCUAAUAACUCUGCAAAAAUAUACCUAGCAGCUAGAGCAUUCAUUUUGUAUUGGUCCUACUACCACUACCGGGCAGCAAGCUUCACAAUUCACAAGCAUAAUUCAAAAUUAUAAUUAUCGUUCAUUUUACAAGUUGUUUGUUCCACAUUCAAAACAUGUAUCUGUCCACAGCAUUGAUAAAGUAUACCUGUCAUAUUCACAUAGGUAAACUAAGUCCUAUAAAGUAGCAGGAUUAUACAAGGUCACAAAUACCAAGUUGAUUCUGUUUUCAAUGUCACGAUUCCCAUCUUUCAAAAGCUACAGUAAAAAUGCCAUGGCAAAGGUAUCUGGGUAAGGAAAUGACUGCUAAUGUGAAUUAUUUUAGUUUCCUUCUAAAGUUUACAAUUAUUUUUUAACUAAUGGUAAACAUAUUUCUGUUGAUGGCCCUAUACAGAAUUGCUACACGAAUAUCGAGUUUUAGCAAACUAUAGAUUCAGCACCUACCAAAUCCUCUCAGACUUGCAAGACGAUGUAGCAGUAAUUUGCAUAAUGAUCAAAUGGCUGUUAAGCUAAUUUCUGCUUGCUUCUGCAAGUGUUUUUUGUAAUACUUGGUAUGCAUUGGAAAUCCCCAGGGCUCUCAUUCAUUUACUCUGGACCAGAUUAUUUUUGCUACAAUGUCCUUAUGUAUUUAAUAUUGCUCCUUAUCAAGGACUGACAGUGUGUUUGGAGGUUCCUUUUUAUUAAAAAUUAAAGGGAGUCUGGUAGAUUUACAUUGCUCAUUAUAAUUUAAAUACCUGUCCGUUCCAGUGGCAGUCUGUUUGCAUCUUAAAUAGUCACAAAGUGUCCAUCCUCAUUUUACUGUAUAUCAUACUUAUAUAUUAAUGAGACUAAGCUGCAGUUAAUCAUAGCAGUUGGUGAAUAUUCCAAAAGUAAGAUAAGAGAAUAAAAAGUGAAAGGCAUUUUGCUUCAGUAAACUGGAACAGAAACUAGUAUGGUAAUAGAGGUUCGUAGCCAGGCACCUGCGUAUUGUUUCACCACAAUUUGUGUUUGUUAUUUCUUUUUCUCAGCUCCUUUAGCUAAUCUUUUUUUUUCAUAUUUUCUUGAACCCUUUUAUACAGUAUAAAUAUUCUGGUAAUUUCAUGGUUUUAGGAUACUUGCAGUGCUUUUGAUGCAUGGUCUCUUCAUUUUAUUGUCUCUCUCCUAAACUUUUUCUCAUUUCUUUCGUCCAAGAACACAUAAUACUGGUGUUCCCUCAUAGUUAGAUUAAAUAUGUAAUCUCCGACAAUUAGUUUUUUUGUUUUUUUUGUUAAUUAAUUUGUUUAUUAUGUAAAUGCUGUAGAAGGCCCCCAAUUGCCUGACAUCUCACAGCUUAAUUAAGUAGAAAAUAUUCUUCUUAACAGUUUAGGUUAAUGCUGGAGGCCUCUGCGGGUAUGUUCAUUAGAUUGAACGUUGAAAACAAAUCAAAACACUGUCGACAGAGGUUGUAUUUCUUCAUGAAUCCAUCCCAUGCCAAUGCCAAUGCCAAUAAAGCAGUGUGUGAAUGAAGUCAGGACUGCCUUUUGAAAGCACAACGCAGCAAAAUGCUUUUUUAUUUAUAUUAUUGAUUAAUCUAAAUGUGUUCAUUGUAGUCAUUAAGUCAUACAGGAUUUAUUUGUCAGCUGUAUCCAAAUGUGGUCGAUACACAAACCUUUGAAUUUUUUUAAAGAUUAGACUUUACCUUUAAGAGAGAACCAUUGUAUCAAACAAAAAACAUAAAACAAUGCUAGCACAGUGCCCAUUCUCAAGAGGAAAAUUCCUCUGCUGACAAGUGUGUUGGCUAGUUAGAUCCUGUGGUUACAGUUUUUUAAAUUGCAAAGUUGCAAUGAGAUAAUAAAUUACAUGAAAUUUACAAAUACACCCUAUUCACACUAACUAAAUAAUGCAUGAUCAGUGCUGUACGCUUCAUUCACAAAUGUAUUAGGUAGUGUAUUAGAAAUACAUUAAAAUGUUUGGGUGUUUGGACAACAUCUUAAGUACUCUGAAUCAGUAUGAAUGUGCCCUCUUAAGGUGGCUUAACAUCAGCACCAUAAAAGCAGUGCCUUACAAGCAUUUAAAUAAAAACUUUAAAAUGACAGUACUGUAAAUUAUCCAGUACAGAAGAUGGUUUAUAAUCACUGAUUGCCAUUU
Molecule: messenger RNA, 3831 nt
Organism: Acipenser ruthenus (sterlet)
Lineage: Eukaryota; Metazoa; Chordata; Actinopteri; Acipenseriformes; Acipenseridae
Product: nucleic acid dioxygenase ALKBH1-like
Exons: 6
Coding region: 2-1123 (373 amino acids)
Biological process (GO): oxidative RNA demethylation
Cellular component (GO): nucleus; cytoplasm
Molecular function (GO): oxidative RNA demethylase activity; broad specificity oxidative DNA demethylase activity; ferrous iron binding
Source: RefSeq, a predicted model, not a curated record